This is a messenger RNA of Prunus armeniaca (apricot), 549 nucleotides long. NCBI's taxonomy places the organism in Eukaryota, Viridiplantae, Streptophyta, Magnoliopsida, Rosales, Rosaceae. The record is from the annotation of a GenBank genome assembly.
AUGGACAUGAUCUUCUCUCAGCUUUCUGACUCGGCCGACCAGCCCAAGUCGAGUUCGUCAUCCGACGCAAGCGUGACCACCCUACGCACUUCGGACGUCAUACUGGCGUCGAGCAGGCCGAAGAAGCGCGCGGGAAGGAGGGUUUUCAAAGAGACGAGGCAUCCGGUUUAUAGGGGUGUGAGGAGUAGGGACAACAACAAGUGGGUGUGUGAGUUGAGACAGCCCAACAAGAAGAAGUCCGGGAUUUGGCUCGGGACCUAUCCUACGGCUGAGAUGGCUGCUCGUGCCCAUGACGUGGCGGCAUUGGCUUUUAAAGGGAAGCUUGCCUGCCUCAACUUUGCUGACUCCGGUUGGAGGCUGCCGGUGGCGGCAUCCAUGGAUUCCAUGGAUAUCCAGAGGGCAGCUGCGGAGGCCGCUGAAGGGUUCAGGCCAGUGGAGUUCGGUGGAGUUUCCAGCGACAGCAGUGAUGAGAAGGAGAGAACGGUUGUGGUGGAAGAGAAGAAGAAGAAUCAGGCUAUGUGGAUAUGGGAAAAAGCUGCAGCAGAUUAA